Molecule: messenger RNA, 1585 nt
Organism: Poeciliopsis prolifica (blackstripe livebearer)
Lineage: Eukaryota; Metazoa; Chordata; Actinopteri; Cyprinodontiformes; Poeciliidae
Product: protein limb expression 1-like
Exons: 6
Coding region: 166-1209 (347 amino acids)
Biological process (GO): autophagosome maturation
Cellular component (GO): cytoplasm
Source: RefSeq, a predicted model, not a curated record
AAGAGGAUGAAGUUUGAGAAGUGAAAACUCCUUUUAAAUUCCACCUUCUCCAUGUAUUAUCACUUAGACGCAGAGAUGUCAAUGACUAGUGCUAGUUUUCACUUUUCAUGGACCAGUUAAAACAUGACUGAAUGUUCUUGAGGCAGCAGCAGAACUAAACUUCGGAUGAAGAUGAGCUACAUGCAACUGGAGGAAAGCAUCAUCUCGUACCUCUCACAGAGUGAAACUGACGACUGCCCCAAAGACUUUAAUGUGGUGGGCAUCCUGCAUAGCUUUUGGGAGCAGAAGCAGACAGCUCAGUGUAACGACUCCUCUGAGUCGGACAAGUUUUGUGGGAAGCCUGGCAGCCACACAGACAGUCUGCUGCUGUACGAGUCAGCACCUCCGCCUGCUCCCCCCUACGUCUGCUACGUCACUCUGCCGGGAGGAAGCUGCUUUGGCAACUACAAGGUGUGUGACACCCAAGCAGAGGCUCGCAGGGACGCGGCUCGUGUGGCUCUAAUGAACUCGCUGGUGAACGAGUUGCCGUGUCGACGCAUCACCGCUGAGUUCAUCACUCACAGUCUGAAUCAAGCCGCCACAGAAAGCGCUGUUCCUGUGGAGGAUUCGUGUGACUCAAGCACCAGCAUAGGAACCUACAGUUUUCUGCUUCAGUCCUACAUGGGACGGACCAUGCUGGAGUUCCAGGAGAUGAUGACAGUGUUCCAGUUGUUGCACUGGAACGGGACAUUGAAGGCUCUGAGGGAAAAGCAGUGCUCUCGACAGAGUGUGAUUACCUACUAUUCCCAGCGAGGGCUGGACGAGAGCAUGCGGAGCAGCAUGGCUCUGGAUUGGCUUGGGCGGGAGCAGAAGUCACCUGGACUUCUGGCAGCGCAGCUGCAAAUGGCGCAGAGAGAGUUGGUGUUGGCGCGACGUCGAGGCAUAGAGCUGCGCUUCUACAAAGAAAAAACAGAGAUCCUCGGCCUGGCCCUCAGUCAAGCAUAUAUUCACCACACACCAGGAGCUUUCAGCCCAACUCCAAGUCACACAGACCAGCAUGAACAGCUGUCUUUACAGGUGUUAUACAGCCAGGAUUCAGAUGACCAGAUGUUUCAGCACACAGUGUUUAAUAACCCCAUGCAAACUUCCACAGACACACCUGCUAACAGCCCCUUACUAUUUUCACAGUGCAUGUUUGUGCCUUUAUAUAACCCUAAAUACAAUGAAUAGGAAAUAAAAUAAUAUGCAUUGUACAUGACAUCUUUGUGAAUGGUGCAGUGUCAGAGGCAUCAGAAAUCAUGACACAUGUCAAUGGCCAUGAUGUUUUCUGAGUUUUUCCAUUAUAGAUUUAAACAGAAAUAAAGUAACACAACAUUUUAAAUGCAAAUCAUUAGCACUUUGAAACAAGUAACUGUUGAAAAGCAAAAUCCUAAAUUCAAAGCAUGCGCAGCUUUAACCCUAUAAAGCAGAUUGUUCACAUGACUAUUGCCACACUUUUACUCUAAGACUAUAUUGCAUUUUAGUUUAGCUUUGCCGCUGUUACUGUUUUUAUGUGUCUUUUAUAACACAAAAUGUUGCCUGAAACUUAAAUAAAUUGUUAACAUGU